CGCCGCAAGGACGCAGCCGGUGGAGCCCAAACACAACAACAGCCACCAGUACGGUGUCCUCUGGUAGAAAGCUCAGGAGUCAAACUAGCGCUGUACGAUGACAGACAGCCUGCAGAGAUUGAUGAAUAUAGAUUAAGUGGCGCAGAAAUCGAAAACACCCGGCCGUCGACAUGGUGGUCAUGUCGGGCACAGCCACCGUGCUGCAGCAGUUCGUCAGCGGGCUGAAGAGUCGGAAUGAAGACACCAGAGCCAAGUCUGCCAAGGACUUGCAGCAUUACGUGACCACAGAGCUCAGAGAGUUGAGCCAGGACGAAGCCACUACGUUCUACGAUGAGUUGAACCACCACAUCUUCGAGCUGGUGUCCAGCUCUGAUGUGAACGAGAAGAAAGGAGGAAUUCUCGCCAUCGUGAGUCUGAUCGGCGUGGAGGGAGGCAACGCCACCAGGAUCAGCCGCUUCGCCAACUACCUGCGCAACCUGCUGCCCUCCAGCGACCCCGUCGUCAUGGAGAUGGCGUCCAAGGCCAUGGGACACCUGUCCAUGGCGGGGGACACCUUCACGGCCGAGUACGUGGAGUUCGAGGUGAAGCGGGCGCUGGAGUGGCUCGGAGCGGACCGCAACGAGGGCCGACGCCACGCCGCCGUGCUGGUGCUGCGGGAGCUGGCGGUCAGCGCACCCACCUUCUUCUUCCAGCAGGUGCAGCCCUUCUUCGACAACAUCUUCUACGCCGUGUGGGACCCCAAGCAGGCCAUCCGCGAGGGCGCCGUGUCGGCCCUGCGCGCCUGCCUCAUCCUCACCACCCAGCGCGAGACCAAGGAGAUGCAGAAGCCCCAGUGGUACAAGCAAACGUUCGAGGAGGCGGAGAAGGGCUUCGACGAGACGCUGGUGAAGGAGAAGGGCAUGAACCGCGAGGACCGCGUCCACGGGGCGCUGCUCAUCCUCAACGAGUUGGUCCGCAUCAGCAGCAUGGAGGGGGAGCGCAUGCGUGAGGAGAUGGAGGAGAUCACGCAGCAGCAGCUGGUCCACGACAAGUACUGCAAGGAGAUGAUGGGCUUCGGCACCAAGCCGCGGCACAUCACGCCCUUCACCAGCUUCCAGUCGGUGCAGCCCCAGCAGACCAACGCCCUGCUGGGGCUGCUGGGGUACAGCUCCCCCCAGGGGUUCCUCAGCUUCGGGGCCACGCCCACCGUCGCCAAGAACUCCCUGGUGGAGAGCCGCUACUGCCGCGAGCUGAUGGAAGAGCGCUUCGACCAGGUUUGCGGCUGGGUGCUGAAGUACCGGACCACCAAGAACCCCCUGAUCCAGAUGACCAUACUGAACCUGCUGCCCCGCCUCGCUGCCUUCAAGCCAGUCUCCUUCACAGACCAGUACCUGGCGGACACCAUGGGAUACCUGCUGGGCUGCCUGAAGAAGGAGAAGGAGCGCACCGCGGCCUUCCAGGCCCUGGGGCUCCUGGUGGUGGCCGUCAGGGUGGAGAUCCAGCCCUACCUCUCCAGGGUGCUGGAGAUCAUCAAGGCCGCGCUGCCGCCCAAGGACUUCGCCCACAAGAGGCAGAAGACCAUGCAGGUGGACGCCACGGUGUUCACGUGCAUCAGCAUGCUGUCCCGGGCACUGGGCCCCAGCAUCCAGCCUGACAUCAAGGAGCUGCUGGAGCCCAUGCUGGCCGUGGGUCUCAGCCCGGCCCUGACGGCGGUGCUGUACGACCUGAGCCGGCAGAUCCCCCAGCUGAAGAAGGACAUCCAGGACGGCCUGCUGAAGAUGCUGUCCCUGGUGCUGAUGCACAAGCCGCUGCGCCACCCGGGCAUGCCCAAGGGCCUGGCCCACCAGCUGGCCUCGCCCAGCCUCACCAACAUCCCCGAGGCCAGCGACGUGGGCAGCAUCACCCUGGCCCUGCGCACCCUGGGCAGCUUCGAGUUCGAGGGGCACUCGCUCACCCAGUUCGUGCGGCACUGCGCCGACCACUUCCUGAACAGCGAGCACAAGGAGGUCCGCAUGGAGGCGGCGCGCACCUGCUCGCGCCUGCUCAGCCCCUCGGUGCACCUGAUCAGCGGCCACGUGGUCAGCCAGACCGCCGUGCAGGUGGUGGCCGACGUGCUCAGCAAGCUGCUGGUGGUGGGCAUCACCGACCCAGACCCGGACAUCCGCUACUGCGUGCUGGCCUCCCUGGACGAGCGCUUCGACGCCCACCUGGCGCAGGCGGAGAACCUGCAGGCCCUGUUCGUGGCGCUGAACGACGAGGUGUUUGAGAUCCGGGAGCUGGCCAUCUGCACCAUCGGACGCCUCAGCAGCAUGAACCCCGCCUUCGUCAUGCCCUUCCUCCGCAAGAUGCUCAUCCAGAUCCUGACGGAGCUGGAACACAGCGGCGUGGGCCGCAACAAGGAGCAGAGCGCCCGCAUGCUGGGACACCUGGUCUCCAACGCGCCCCGCCUCAUACGCCCGUACAUGGAGCCCAUCCUCAAGGCUCUGAUCCUGAAGCUGAAGGACCCGGACCCCAACCCCGGGGUGGUCAUCAGCGUGCUGGCCACCAUCGGAGAGCUGGCGCAGGUGAGUGGACUGGAGAUGAGGAAGUGGAUGGACGAGCUGUUCCCCAUCAUCAUGGACAUGCUGCAGGACUCCUCCUCCCUGGCCAAGAGACAGGUGGCGCUGUGGACGCUGGGCCAGCAGGUGGCCAGCACGGGCUACGUGGUGGAGCCCUACCGCAAGUACCCCUCCCUGCUCGAGGUCCUGCUCAACUUCCUCAAGACCGAGCAGAACCAGGGCAUCCGCAGAGAGGCCAUCCGUGUGCUGGGCUUGCUUGGCGCUCUGGACCCCUACAAGCACAAGGUCAACAUCGGCAUGAUCGACCAAUCGCGCGACGCCUCCGCCGUCAGCCUCUCCGAGUCCAAGACCAGCCAGGACUCCGCGGACUACAGCACCAGCGAGAUGCUAGUGAACAUGGGCAACCUGCCCCUGGACGAGUUUUACCCGGCGGUCGCCAUGGUGACCCUGAUGCGCAUCCUCCGGGACCCCUCGCUCUCCAACCACCACACCAUGGUGGUGCAGGCCGUCACCUUCAUCUUCAAGUCGCUGGGCCUCAAGUGUGUGCAGUUCCUGCCGCAGGUCAUGCCUACCUUCCUCAACGUCAUCCGGGUGUGCGACGCCAGCAUCCGAGAGUUCCUCUUCCAGCAGAUGGGGAUGGUGGUAUGCUUCGUGAAGAUCCACAUCCGGCCCUACAUGGACGACAUCUUCACCCUCAUCAGAGAGUACUGGACGCCCAACAACCCGAUGCAGAACACCAUCAUCCUGCUGAUCGAGCAGAUCGUGGUGGCGCUGGGCGGGGAGUUCAAGCUCUACCUGCCACAGCUCAUCCCCCACAUGCUGCGCGUCUUCAUGCACGACAACAGCACCGGCCGCGGCGUCACCAUCAAGCUGCUGAACGCCAUCCAGCUGUUUGGAGCCAACCUGGACGACUACCUCCAUCUGCUGCUGCCCCCCAUCGUGAAGCUCUUCGAUGCCCCCGACGUCCCCCUGCAGGCCCGCAAGGUCUCCUUGGAAACGCUGGACCGUCUGACGGAGUCCCUUGACUUCACCGACUACGCCUCCCGCAUUAUCCACCCCAUCGUGCGCACGCUGGACACCACGCCCGAGCUGCGCGCCACCUCCAUGGACACGCUGUCCUCCCUGGUCUUCCAGCUGGGCAAGAAGUACCAGAUCUUCAUCCCCAUGGUGAACAAGGUCAUGCUGAAGCACCGGGUCAACCACCAACGCUACGACAUCCUCAUCUGCCGCAUCGUCAAGGGCUACACCCUGGCCGAGGAGGAGGAGAACCCCCUGGUGUUCCAGCACCGGCAUCUCCGCGGUAACCAGGGCGACACGCUGGCCAGCGGGCCGGUGGAGCCGGGGCCCAUGAAGAAGCUCCACGUCAGCACCACCGCCCUGCAGAAGGCUUGGGGGGCUGCCCGGAAGGUGUCCAAGGACGACUGGCUGGAGUGGCUGAGGAGGCUGAGCGUGGUGCUGCUGAAGGAGUCAUCCUCCCCGGCCCUCCGCUCCUGCUGGUCCCUGGCCCAGACCUACAUCCCCCUGGCCAGGGACCUGUUCAACGCGGCGUUCCUGUCCUGCUGGUCGGAGCUGAGCGAGGACCAGCAGGACGAGCUGAUCCGCAGCAUCGAGCUGGCCCUCACCUCCCAGGACAUCGCUGAGGUCACCCAGACGCUGCUCAACCUGGCCGAGUUCAUGGAGCACAGCGACAAGGGCCCGCUGCCCCUGAGGGACGAUAAUGGCAUCGUGCUGCUGGGGGAGAGGGCUGCCAAGUGCCGAGCCUACGCCAAGGCCCUCCACUACAAAGAGCUGGAGUUCCAGAAGGGGCCCUCACCCCUCAUCCUGGAGGCCCUCAUCAGCAUCAACAACAAGCUGCAGCAGCCUGAGGCCGCGUCGGGGGUGCUGGACUACGCCAUGAAGCACUUCGGCGAGCUGGAGAUCCAGGCCACCUGGUACGAGAAGCUCCACGAGUGGGAGGACGCUCUCCUGGCGUACGGCAAGAAGAUCGAGCUGGCCAAGGAGGAGCCGGACCUCAUCCUGGGACGCAUGCGCUGCCUGGAGGCCCUGGGGGAAUGGGGCCAGCUGCACCAGCAAUGCUGUGAGGAGUGGACGCUGGUCAGCGAGGAGACGCAGGCCAAGAUGGCUCGCAUGGCUGCGGCGGCCGCGUGGGGGCUAGGCCACUGGGACAGCAUGGAGGAAUACACAUGCAUGAUCCCUAGAGACACGCACGACGGAGCCUUCUACAGAGCCGUCUUAGCCCUGCAUCAGGACCUCUUCUCAUUGGCCCAGCAGUGCAUCGAUAAGGCCAGAGACCUGCUGGAUGCGGAGCUGACAGCCAUGGCCGGGGAGAGCUACAGUCGGGCCUACGGGGCCAUGGUGUCGUGCCAGAUGCUGUCGGAGCUGGAGGAGGUGAUCCAGUACAAACUGGUCCCAGAGAGGAGGGACAUCAUCCGAGACACCUGGUGGGAGAGACUACAGGGCUGUCAGCGCAUCGUCGAGGACUGGCAGAGGAUCCUGAUGGUUCGCUCGCUGGUCAUCAACCCCCACGAGGACAUGAGGACCUGGCUCAAGUACGCCAGCCUGUGUGGCAAGAGCGGUCGUCUGGCGCUGGCCCACAAGACCCUGGUCCUGCUCCUGGGGGUGGACCCGUCCAAGCAACUGGACCACCCGCUGCCCACCACACACCCCCACGUCACCUACGCCUACAUGAAGUACAUGUGGAAGAGCACGCUGAAGAUCGAAGCCUUCCAGCACAUGCAGCACUUUGUGCAGGGCAUGCAGCAGCAGGCGCAGCACGCCAUCGCCGCCGAAGAUCAGCAGCACAAGCAAGAGCUCCACAAGCUCAUGGCCAGGUGUUUCCUGAAGCUGGGCGAGUGGCAGCUGAGCCUUCAGGGCAUCAACGAGAGCACCAUCCCCAAGGUGCUGCAGUACUACAGCCACUCCACCGAGCACGACCGCAACUGGUACAAGGCGUGGCAUGCGUGGGCGGUGAUGAACUUCGAGGCGGUGCUGCACUACAAGCACCAGAGCGCCGGCCGCGACGACAAGAAGAAGGUGCGGCACGCCAGCGGGGCCAGCGGCGCCAGCGAGGCCAGCAACAGCGACAGCGAGGCGGAGGGCGGCGAGCACAGCCCCGCCCCCUCGCCCAGCCAGAGGAAGGUCGGCGAGGACCUGUCCAAGACUCUGCUGCUGUACACAGUGCCUGCAGUCCAGGGCUUCUUCCGCUCCAUCUCCCUGUCCCGGGGGAACAACCUCCAGGACACCCUCAGGGUGCUCACUCUGUGGUUCGACUACGGCCACUGGCCUGAUGUGAACGAGGCUCUGGUGGAGGGCAUCAAGACCAUCCAGAUAGACACCUGGUUACAGGUCAUCCCUCAGCUGAUCGCCCGCAUCGACACGCCCCGCGCCCUGGUGGGACGCCUCAUCCACCAGCUGCUCACCGACAUCGGACGCUACCACCCCCAGGCGUUGAUCUACCCGCUCACCGUGGCCUCUAAGUCCACCACCACCGCCCGCCACAACGCGGCCAACAAGAUCCUGAAGAACAUGUGUGAGCACUGCAACACGCUGGUGCAGCAGGCCAUCAUGGUGAGCGAGGAGCUGAUCCGGGUGGCCAUCUUGUGGCACGAGAUGUGGCACGAGGGCCUGGAGGAGGCCUCGCGCCUCUACUUCGGCGAGCGCAACGUCAAGGGCAUGUUCGCCGUGCUGGAGCCCCUCCACGCCAUGAUGGAGCGCGGCCCGCAGACCCUCAAGGAGACCUCCUUCAACCAGGCGUACGGGCGGGACCUGAUGGAGGCGCAGGACUGGUGCAGGAAGUACAUGCGCUCAGGCAACGUGAAGGACCUGACGCAGGCCUGGGACCUCUACUACCACGUCUUCAGACGCAUCUCCAAGCAGCUCCCCCAGCUGACGUCCCUGGAGCUGCAGUACGUCUCCCCCAAGCUGCUGAUGUGCCGGGACCUGGAGCUGGCCGUGCCCGGGACCUACGACCCCAACCAGCCCAUCAUCCGCAUCCAGUCCAUCGCCGCCUCCCUGCAGGUCAUCACCUCCAAGCAGAGGCCCCGCAAGCUCACCAUCAUGGGCAGCAACGGUUGCGAGUUCAUGUUCCUGCUCAAGGGCCACGAGGACCUAAGGCAGGAUGAGAGGGUGAUGCAGUUGUUUGGUCUGGUGAACACAUUACUGGCCAAUGACCCCGCCUCCCUGCGCAAGAAUCUCAGCAUUCAGCGCUACGCCGUCAUCCCCCUGUCCACCAACUCCGGUCUGAUUGGCUGGGUGCCCCACUGCGACACGCUGCACGCACUCAUCAGGGACUACCGCGAGAAGAAGAAGAUCCUGCUCAACAUCGAGCACCGCAUCAUGCUGCGGAUGGCGCCGGACUACGACCACCUGACGCUGAUGGAGAAGGUGGAGGUGUUCGAGCACGCGGUCAAUAACACGGCUGGAGACGACCUGGCCAAGCUGCUGUGGCUGAAGAGCCCCAGCUCUGAGGUGUGGUUCGACCGGAGGACCAACUACACCCGCUCCCUGGCGGUCAUGUCCAUGGUGGGCUACAUCCUGGGACUGGGGGACAGGCAUCCGUCUAACCUCAUGUUGGACCGACUCAGCGGGAAGAUCCUCCACAUCGACUUUGGGGACUGUUUUGAGGUCGCCAUGACCAGGGAGAAGUUCCCAGAGAAGAUCCCGUUCCGGCUGACCCGGAUGCUGACCAACGCCAUGGAGGUGACGGGUCUGGACGGUAACUACCGCAUCACGUGCCACACGGUGAUGCAGGUCCUCCGGGAGCAUCGGGACAGCGUCAUGGCCGUGCUGGAGGCCUUCGUCUACGACCCGCUGCUCAACUGGAGGCUCAUGGACACCAACACCAAAGGAAACAAGCGCUCCCGAACCCGGACCGACUCGUACACCGCCGGCCAGUCAGUGGAGGCUCUGGAAGGUAUCGACCUGGGAGAGACCACCCUUAAGAAAGCAGGGACCACCGUGCCGGAGUCCAUCCACUCCUUCAUCGGGGAUGGGCUGGUGCAGCCUGAGGCUCUGAACAAGAAGGCCAUCCAGAUCAUCAACCGGGUCCGAGACAAACUGACAGGGCGGGACUUCUCCCACGACGAGACCCUGGACGUGCCUACCCAGGUGGAGCUGCUCAUCAAGCAGGCCACCAGCCACGAGAACCUGUGCCAGUGCUACAUCGGCUGGUGUCCAUUUUGGUAAAAGGCGUUUUCCGGCAGCGAGUCGCUCCUAUUGGAGCAGAGCGAGAGGAGUCAGCGGAGAGGCGGGGCUUCCACCGCGGCGGCCGGGAUGAACAUCCAACUCUCCUGCUCUUCAAUGUUGCCGUUACUUUUAUUAGUAUCAGACAUUUUUAUCUUAUCUUACGACGGCCAGGGUCGCCUCUGAGGUAACCUGGUUAGCAUUAGCAUUAGCCCCUCCGCGCUUCCUCACGUGGUUGUCGACGGCAACGCUGUCCCACGCCGGGGCUGACCACGCUUCCCUCCCCACGCCGCCCAGAGCUCCUCCCACACACACACACCACCCCCCUGUUGUAUGUUAUUGUGUAUUAACGUGUCGAUUUUGACCAGAACCUAUCGUCUGCCUUUUACUAAAGUGGACCUCCCGUGGUCGUUUCAUAACGGACCAGGUGGACGGGGCCACUGGUCCGAGGCGUCGUGAUGUACCGGCAGGGAUGUGCCAAUAAAUCAGAGGACGAUUCUCACUACA
Molecule: messenger RNA, 8225 nt
Organism: Gadus morhua (Atlantic cod)
Lineage: Eukaryota; Metazoa; Chordata; Actinopteri; Gadiformes; Gadidae
Gene: mtor
Product: mechanistic target of rapamycin kinase
Exons: 58
Coding region: 171-7721 (2516 amino acids)
Biological process (GO): TORC1 signaling; negative regulation of macroautophagy
Cellular component (GO): nucleus; cytoplasm; TORC2 complex
Molecular function (GO): protein binding; protein-containing complex binding; protein serine/threonine kinase activity
Source: RefSeq, a predicted model, not a curated record